This is a messenger RNA of Leopardus geoffroyi (Geoffroy's cat), 2022 nucleotides long. RefSeq names its product coiled-coil domain containing 86 (gene CCDC86). Lineage: Eukaryota; Metazoa; Chordata; Mammalia; Carnivora; Felidae. The transcript has 4 exons. Bases 240 to 1325 code for a protein of 361 amino acids. Gene Ontology annotation, cellular component: nucleolus. The record is from RefSeq and is a predicted model, not a curated record.
GAACGAGCCAUCCCCCGGGGGCAAAUGCGCCAAAGCGCUUUGCGCACGCGCCUUGUAAGCCCAGCCCCCUCGGGCCGUCGAUCCCGCCUCUCCGCCCAACACCAACCCGGUCUCCCCGGCAACAGCCCCUCCUGCCCCACGCUGAUAGGGCGGCCCCUGACGUCAUAGGACCGCGCCGGUAGCCGCAGAGACGGUCGCGGCUGCACGUGGGUGAAAUUUGGCAACUUACAGGCCCCACCAUGGAUACACCACUCAGGCGCAGCCGGCGGCUGGAAGGCCUAAACCCUGAGUCCCCCGACACCCCCGGCUCAGUUUUACAGGCGAGACGGGCCCUUGUGGAGUUCAGGUCGGACCCAGAAGAAACGAGGGAGCCCGGGUCACCUCGGAGUGCGCGGCAACCCGGCCUGGAGUCCCCCCGACGUCAGCCGGAGACAAGCCCGGGAUCGCCUAUUCUACCGCAGGGUGCAGGCUUGGGGUCCCCCCGAAGGGAGCCAGAGCCGGGCCCAGGGUCCCUCCAGCGCCAGCAAGAUCCAGGCCCGGAGUCGCCCCCAAUACUUCCGGAGUCGGGUCCAGAAUCCCCCGGAUUUCAGCCAAAGCUAAGUGGGGAGUCCGCAGAGUCCUCCCAGGCCCAAGAAGAACUGGACUCGGAGUUGGCCCUGAAUAAGAAGGAGCUGGCCCCGGGGUCUCCCCGACAUCAGCUGCAGCCGGGCCCAGCAUCACCAGAGCCUUACCUGGGUCAGCAAGCGCCGGGUCCGGAGCCCUCGCGGCCACUACAGGAGCUGACAGCGCAGUCACCCGGCUCCCCCCGGGGUCAGCCUGAGCCGAGCAAGCCACCUCCGGCCGGCGAGACGGUGAGAAGCGGCCUCGGGGCAAAGAAGCGGACGAGCUCUUCAGCCCAGGCCCCAGCGUCCAAGAAGUUGAAGGAGGUGGAGGAGGUUCCUGUAAUCCCUAAGGGAAAGCCCAAAUCGGGGCGGGUGUGGAAGGACCGCUCCAAGAAAAGGUUCUCCCAGAUGGUUCAGGACAAGCCCCUGCGCACAUCCUGGCAGCGGAAGAUGAAGGACCGGCAAGAGAGGAAGCUGGCCAAGGACUUUGCUCGGCACCUGGAGGAGGAGAAGGAGAGACGCCGGCAGGAGAAGAAACAGCGCCGGGCCGAGAACCUGAAACGCCGCCUGGAGAAUGAGCGGAGGGCAGAGGUCGUCCAAGUGAUCCGAAACCCUGCCAAACUCAAGCGGGCAAAGAAGAAGCAGCUUCGCUCCAUCGAGAAGCGGGACACGCUGGCGCUGCUGCAGAAGCAGCCCCCCCAGCGGCCAGCAGCCAAGGUUUGAGUCCGGGACACUUCGAGGCCGUCUGUGGCCCACCACUGUGUCAGACACCGCACUUCUCCGGCCGCUGGUCACGUGCCUCUGCGGGUCUCGGCCCUGCAACUCUAGCCCCACUCCACCCCACCCCACCCCAGAGGGGCUCUUGAGCCUUUGAGGACUCUGGGGCCUGGCAGAGACUAGAGGAGGGAAGAGGUUCAGCACCCCCCGCCUUCUUCCCCCUCCUUCUUCAAGUGCCUUGCAACCAAGAAGAGUAAAUUCUCUGGUUCCUCGGGGAGCUAACAUCUGGAGGGUGAUUCCCCAAAUGUGUGUUUCUGUCUCAAGGUCAUGGGUCCAACCCAGGCCAGGAGGCUGCAGUCAGGAACCGGUUCCCCUCACACCAUCCCAAUGGCUGCUCUGGGUCCUUCUGCAGGCCACUGACCCUGUCGCCCGGCAGACUGAACACAGCUCCCCUUCCUUUUCCACACUGAAAGAUUAAGGCGGGGAGGUUGCAGGGAGCCAGGUUCCCCCAGCUCCCUCUCACCUGUACUGGACGCUGCAGAAGCCCCAGAGAUUGGAUUCACGCCACGCAGUCUGCAUCAAAGAUAUUUAUUGAAACACUGCUGUAUACAGGCUCAAUUCUAGGUAUUGGGGAAUAUAAAGGCCCCUGCCCACAAGGAGCUUUCAUUCUGACGGGGAAAAUCUAAUAAACAAGAAAACGGCA